CAAAGAUAUUGUUAUUUUAACAAUUAAGAUAUGUUUUCUUGACUAGAGAAUAAAGUGGCGGACGUAAUUUUCUUUGCAUGAAUAAUUGUGGCGGCCCCAUGCAAAUAUUAUUGGACGGUUUAUAAAAAACAAAUAAUAAUAAUUAAAUUGUUCUUGCGAUGAAACUGACCCAUCUUUGACGUCGAUUCCGUUUCGUGUCUUCUCUUCUCUUCAAAACAAAAAUUUGAAAGAGUGAUUGUGACCCAAAAGAGAGAGAGAAACGUUUAUCAUCUUUAAUCAAUCAAAUCUUGUUGACCUAUCUCUCUUUUAUUCAAAUUCAUCUGCUCUGUUUUUCGUUUAGAAAAAGUCAGAGAAUCCACCAAUUGUGUAAAUCCUUCUCUCAAAGUUUCUUUUCUCAGAUGGGAUCUGCAACCAAUCUUUAAAGAUCUUUACUUCCAUUAAAAGAGGUUAGAUUUGCUUUCCAGGUUUAAUCUCUGUCUCUGUUUGUUGAGUUUCCUUUUAUAGAUUUGUCUCUUUCUACAAAAAGAAAUCGUCUUUCUUUAUCGUCACCUCAUUUCAUUUUCUGGGUAUGUGUUGAUUUCUUGAAAAGAGUUGCAGGUCGUUGAAAGAGAUGGAGUCUAAGGAGAUUAGAUCCUCUGUUUUUGCCAAAACGCUGCGUUUCAAUGGGAUGUCUCAACCUCUGCGUCAAGAAAAGUCGAGAGCUUUUGAGAGACAAAGCCGACAGAAAGGGUUUAUCAAGAAGACUGAUUCUGGUUUCAAGGUGAUUCCAACGAAGGAGCUUUGUCAUGUUUAUCUACACAAAACAGAGUUGUUAGCGUCCAAGGGUGUCAUUGAGGAGCAAGCUAAGCCUCCUCACUUUCAGAAACAUGGUGAGAUGGCAAAGAAGAGGUCAUUUGGUAGGAGAUUUGAUCAACAAAACUUGAACUUGAAGUCAAAGUUGAGACAUUACACAAAAGUUGAGAAGAAAGAGAGUUCUCCAAGACGUUUCUCUCCUCUUGGUUUUGGUAGCGACUCUCAGUUGCGAGAUAGUGGAAGGAAAGGGCAAUACAUUAUCACCCCUGAGAAGAAGAAAUCAAAUGAAAUAAGUAAACUGUGUAAUAGCACUACUACAUUGGUUCAGAAGAAAGAUGGAGCUGUGAGAGAAGCUGGUUCUAAGUUGAUUGUUAGUACCUCUAGGGACUCAGUGUUGAGUUUGGAACGAAACAGAUUUGCACAAGAUGUCAAGUUCAGACAUGUAUCUUCUUCUUCUGCUUCUUCUUCUUCAGGUUUUGUCAGCAAGGAUGAAAGUGAGGAUUCAUCAGACUGCUCCGCUGCUUCUCCUGGAUGUCAGACGGAAGAAGCUCAUCAACCUAGUCCUGUUUCUGUCCUGGAGCCAAUGUUUGACGACGAUGUGUUAGAGGAUGACAGUGAAGAACUUCCUUAUCUAGAUCUUCAUGGUAUAGAGAAACAGCUUGACUUCCUGAAAUCUGAGUCUGAUAGUUAUUCAGAAGGGAAUGGGAUGGAAGUAUCAAGCGAUGAGGAGUCUGAGAUUGCUUCUGAAACCGAAGAAAGCAAGGAGAGUGAACCAAUCAGGCUCUUGGAUAGCAAAGAGACUAUAGAGUCUUCUUACAUUGAUGAUAUCUUGUCUGAAGUUUCACUUAUGGACAUUCCUGAGAAACUGGAUUCAGUUCUUACCUUCAAGGUCUUCGAGAAGAUGGAGAAAAAGUAUAACACUGAGACAUCUUGGAAGAGGUCUGAAAGAAGGAUUUUGUUUGACAGAGUCAAUUCAAUUCUGGUAGAGAUUCUGGAAUCUUUUACAGCUACACCAACCUGGAAGAAACCUAUCUCUAGGAGGCUUGGCGUUGGGCUAAGCACAUGUGGACUGAAACAAGAACUCUGUAAAGUACUUGCCAGGCAAGAGAAGCGAGCUAAGAAAGUAUCAUCCAACAAAGUGCCAGUAAUAGAUCUUGAUGAGUGGUUCAAACUUGAAGAUGAUGAUGAUAUGUCAGUGGUCUGUGAAUUAGAAAGUAUGAUAGUGGAUGAGUUGUUGUUUGAGGUCUUCAUGUAGAGUUACAAAGUGAUUCUUUUCAUUCUUUUUUUCCACUGUAUUUUGAUUGAGAAUAGUUAGUGAGUAGUUGUUGCAUCAUCAAAGGGAGAUGUACAACGUUUAAGAAAGUUGUGCAUACACAUUGUUUUUGUUGUCAGGUCUAGGAUUGGCCUCUUAGCAUGUCUCAGUCACAUUGCUAUAAAAGCUUAUGUGACUUUGUACCCAUUUGUUAAAGUGUGAAUGAAACAAGAUUUUGAUUGAAAGAGUUUCAUUUAAUACAAGAAAAGGAUAAAAAGACAGAAACAGAACAUAUACAAAAGCAAUCAUAUAUCUUGUUUAACUCUCAAGCUUUGUAGGUGAGGUAAACACUGAAAUGGAGGAUGGUGUCUUGACCAUCAGUGAUAUGCUGAUUGUUCUGGUUAUGCAGAGUUUCCACAAUAGCAUACCCUUUAGCAUGCUCAAACUUCCCUGUCCCACCAAUAACAGCAAUCUGAGAGGCAUGAGAAGCAGUUCUAUGAACUCCAAAGAAGCUAAUAGCAUCAUCCAAAGUGUCAUGGUGAUCAUGCUCUCUGUCUAGCAACACAGUCAGAGAAAGAGUCUGGCUAGUCCCAUCCAAGGAACUAGCCAGGUAAAACCCUUGAGCCUUCCCUAUAACCGCUGACCCGAGCUCGUGGCUCUCGGUCAGCUCAUCGUCUACAACUGUUAUGGUUCCAAACAUUAGAUGCUGGAGUGCAGCACCUGGAGGGAGGUUACCUGCGGUUACAAAAGGGAGGUUGUUGGAGCUGAGGGCGUCGUUGGAGUUACCGUUAGUGUUUUGAAUCACUGUGCUGGUUUGAGCGCCGCCAAGGCCGGUUAGAAGUGGAGCUGUGUUUGGGUUAAUGACACUGUUGAUGUUGUUUGAGUUGACCAGUGGGACUCCGUUGUCUACAGGGAAGAUGCUGUUGCUUGCCUUUGAGAAUGGUAUACCGUUUACUUCGGUUUGUGCCACUAUUCCUGUGACUACACGAGCUGAUGGGUGUGAACCGCCUAGGACGUCGUGCAUAAAGAACUCUAGUGAUGGCUCGUGUUCAGCCCCUGUUGGAUUAGCUGGGAGUGUAGUUGCUGGUGCAGGUUCUUCUUCAGCUUCUGUUGGAGCCACGUUGGGGAUUUGGCCUGUGGGGAGUAACUGAGACUGAGGUUGGAUCUCAUCAAGAAGUCUAGCGGAGUUGAUGGAUGCUAGGAGAUUGGAGGCUAUGAGGAAGAGAAUGAUAGUUAUGUGAAGAGCUUUGGCCAUUUUUAGUAUUUAAUUUAGAUUAUAGAGUUGCUUUUGUGUU
This is a messenger RNA of Eruca vesicaria subsp. sativa (arugula), 3339 nucleotides long. Lineage: Eukaryota; Viridiplantae; Streptophyta; Magnoliopsida; Brassicales; Brassicaceae. The record is from the annotation of a GenBank genome assembly.